Messenger RNA from Myotis brandtii (Brandt's bat), 1018 nucleotides. It is a transcript of the gene GIPC3, whose product is annotated as GIPC PDZ domain containing family, member 3. The coding region runs from base 1 to 996 and encodes 331 amino acids. NCBI's taxonomy places the organism in Eukaryota, Metazoa, Chordata, Mammalia, Chiroptera, Vespertilionidae. The transcript has 6 exons. Gene Ontology annotation, molecular function: protein binding. The record is from RefSeq and is a predicted model, not a curated record.
AUGACAAAGGCAGACAUCCGAGUACCGCAAGCUGCUGAGGAAUGCCAAGGACUGCUGGCCACCACCAGACCCUCCUUCUCACCCUGCCCCUCAUUCUGGGGGCCUGUCUCCUCCCCCCCCCACCUGAAGAUCCUGUGGGCUGGGCCAGUGUCGGUGCCUUUUGUGCCUCGGUUUCCCCGUCAGGCCCCUGAGCCCAUCCCUCCCCCCACCCCGCCCGCGGUUCUGCGCAGACAGCGGGGAGUGAGCGCUGUCAUUAAUCCUGAGCUCCCCUCCCCGGGGCAGAUCUUAUUCUGCACCCUCAACAGCCACAAGGUGGACAUGCAGAAGCUGCUGGGCGGCCAGAUCGGCCUGGAGGACUUCAUCUUCGCGCACGUGCGCGGCGAGACCAAGGAGGUGGAGGUCACGAAGACGGAGGAUGCCCUGGGGCUGACCAUCACGGACAACGGGGCCGGCUACGCCUUCAUCAAGAGGAUCAAGGAGGGCAGCAUCAUCAACAGGAUCGAAGCCGUGUGUGUGGGCGACAGCAUCGAGGCCAUCAACGACCACUCCAUCGUCGGCUGCCGCCACUACGAGGUCGCCAAGAUGCUCCGCGAGCUGCCCAAGGCCCAGCCCUUCACCCUGCGCCUGGUGCAGCCCAAGAGAGCCUUCGACAUGAUCAGCCAGAGGAGCCGGAGCAGCAAAUGCCCCGUGGAAGCAAAAGUGACCAGCGGGCGGGAGACCCUGCGGCUUCGUUCUGGGGGGGCUGCCACAGUAGAGGAAGUGCCCAGUGAAUUUGAGGAGGAGGCCUCUCGGAAGGUGGAUGACCUCCUGGAGAGUUACAUGGGCAUUCGGGACCCAGAGCUGGCGUCCACCAUGGUGGAGACAUCCAAGAAGACAGUGAGCGUUCAGGAGUUUGCACGCCGUUUAGACUCCGUCUUGGGCGAGUUCGCCUUCCCGGACGAGUUUGUGGUGGAGGUGUGGGCCGCCAUCGGGGAGGCCAGGGAGGCCUGUGGCUAAUUUGCCCCGGGGCUGAGCGCAG